Glossina fuscipes is the source of this 4760-nucleotide messenger RNA. RefSeq names its product WASH complex subunit 2 (gene FAM21). The record is from RefSeq and is a predicted model, not a curated record. Lineage: Eukaryota; Metazoa; Arthropoda; Insecta; Diptera; Glossinidae.
ACUGUGGUUUCUUUGAGUAACAAUCAAGCGUUUUUUAUACGCCUCUUCGGAACAAUCGAAAGUGAAAAUUUUUAACAUUUAAUAAAGAGAGUGAAACAUUUUGUUUAUGGAAUACUGUUGAGAAAAUUCAGAAAAAGGAUCGCUAAAUUGUCCUAAAAACUACUAACUUUUUUUUUUUUUUAAUCACAACGGAAAUGAGUAUGAAUAAUGUCAAACUGGAGGAUGUCGUUCGACAGGCUUCUGACUGGAAUUUUGCUGGAGACACUGUUCUUUUACAAUGGAUGAAACAAAUAUCUCAGGAACUGCAAAAGAAAGCAAAUCAGAGCUGCGAAGCUCUUCGAAUGCUCGAUAAGAAUGUGAAAUCAACAAGCGUAGCCUUAGAGAAUAUGGCAAACAGCUUAAGCGCUCUGCAAUUCGGGGAUCAAUUCGUUGAGUCUCGAGUGCAGGAUGACGAUGACAGCUUGGUCAACCCUAGAAAAGGAUCUUUACUCUUACCUAAAGGUCAACCCAAUAACCUUUCGUCUACUUCGUCUAAAGAAAUUUGUGAUCAAUUUCUGAGUAAUAAUUUAAAAAUGUUACAUAGUUGCCACGAAAAGUAUUCCUUGGAUCUAGAAGAUUCAGAUAAUGAUACGGGCGAGAAUGGUAUCAACAAUACGUAUAUUUAUCAGCCAAUAAAUCCAUAUAGUGAGAAAGCGUUGCCCUAUAUUUUUGGUUCUAAACAAUGGCACGAUUUUUGGCACGUCGGACUCUGUGAAACACAAAAUAGCGAGUUCUCAGGAGAUGAAUUGUCGGAUGAAUUCUCUGAAGCUUCUGCAACGGAUGAAAAUGAAUCCUUUGAAAGCAAUACCCCGAAUAUUUCCCAGUGGACGUCCAGUUGCUCCUUACAAAACGAAACAUCACGAACAAAAUUUGAGGUUAAAAAUGCCUCAUCAAUGAGAGGAUUGCAAACCGUAUUUCCUAAUAAACUCUCAAACGAUGCCGUAGAAAAUAGAUUCGAAAGUAAAGAAACCAAUUCGUUAAAUAGCGAAUCAUUGAAGAACACGAACAGUGUACCAUCGAAUCCGCCGUUAUUUGAUGAUAUCAAAUUUGACACUCAAAUCGAAACCGUUUCUCAACAUUCCACCGUAAGUCAUGCUGAUAGCCAAACAAACAGUAACGAGAAACGCACCGCAAAACCAGACGUAGGAUUUGUAGAUCUUCUCACUGAACCAGAGAAUAUAAACGUGAAAAGUACGUCCGCAGCAGAUCAUCACUUUAAACGUAAUCCAGUUAACCUAUUUGAUGAUGAUGAUGAUGAUGACGAUUUCAAAUCCUAUAUGGAUGAAGUUGUAAAAAAAAGCGCAGUCUGCGAUAAAAAGGUAGAAAGAGAGAUUAUCCUUCCAAAACAAGACAUACAGGCAAAUGAGUCUAAGCAGCCGACAAACAGUUUAAAAACUCAAUUUUUGGGAAAAUCUCUAUUUGAUGAUGACUUUGACGAAGUCGACGAUUUUUACAAUAUGUUCGCAAGUAAAAAGGCGGAGGUAAAAGCUACUAAGCCGUUAAGCAAAUCAUUGUUGUUUGACGAUGGAGAACUGAGCUUACCGCUUGAAAAGAAGGAUACAAUGGUUAAUUUGUUUGCAAACGAUAAUAAUACAGUUUCUGAAGAAAUCCCUACAGAUAAGGAUGCAUUUGUAGAAGCAAACGCAUAUGUUUCCAAACAAGAACAUUCUCAAACUAAAAGUGCCAAUGAAGAUACUUCAAAGUCUAUCGAAAAGAUUCCCAGUGUUGUUCCGGAAAUUGCAUUUAAUAAUUCAGGUGAAGAUCGAAGCGAUGAUUUAUUCGCAAAAUCUGCAGCAAUGUUAGACAGAUCAUCAGAUGAAAAGUCGUCUCGUCCGCCAAAGGAAUUGCCGUCAGAAAUUAAAUCAAAGGAAAAAGUGAUUGGAAAGCCUGCUGAAAAGAUUGUUGUAAAUAAUCAAGAAAAUAAUGAUAAAGAAAAUUUAAAUGAAUUUAUAAAAGAAGAAGUUCAGAGCAAAACAUCAGCAUUGAAUAGCAAAACAACUGUGGUAGACCGUGGUAACACGGAUCAGAAAGAAGAUUCUUUAAUAAUAACAUCUAAAAUCAGCGAAAUUGUUGAGCCACCGGAACCAUCCCAACGAGAUAAGUCAACGUCGCAAGUAAACAAUUAUAAUUUCAAUGCGAGUCUUUUUCUACAGGAGCCUCCCGAUGAUAAUGAAUACAUUGAUUCUUUCCGUAAAUCACCGCCACCUACGACCUUCAAGCAUAACUCGUCUACUGAUUUGGUCGAUGAUUUUUACGAACCUGAACUACCAAAUCUGCCAGUUUCCCAUGAACAAGCUCAGAAAUCAAUUAACGCAGAACAGUAUAAUGCCUACAAUGCUUUACAAUUUUUCAAUGAAGUUCCACCAGAAGACGAAGGUGAUCAUUUUGUUAAUACUCCGCAAAAUUCGACGACUUUAUCCAGCAUAUUCUAUGAUGAUCUGAGUGAGACGAUGAAGGCGGUAAACAAAAAUCGAGAUCAAGAAGUUUCCCCUUUUAGCAGCAAUAACGAGAAGAAAUUUAAAAGAAUUGAUAUCGACUUUUGGGAAACAGAAGCAAAUACAUUAAAAGAGCCACAAGUUGAUCAACAAAAAUUAAAGCCUUCUAAACUAGAAAUACCAAACAUUCACAUUAAUGUGAAAGCCUUACUACCGGGUUCGAACUAUCGUAAAUCGUCAGAAUUAAAGGAAGAGAAAUAUUUAGCUCAAAAUGCUAACGAAGCCGAUAGCAGUAAUGCUUCUAAAAACAAUUUAGUUCAGAAGGAACCGUUGCGAGGUAUGAGCCAGCGUAAUUCAGAAGAACCAGAACAGGCUGUUGAAAAAUCGAAUAAUAAGAUACCCUACCAUGAUGCUAAACUCAGUUUGGAUACGAAAGAACAAUUACCGGAUAACCAAUAUUUACUAUCGAGUAUUAAUAAAACUCGUGUAAGAGCGCCCCUUUCCCGUAAGCCUUCAACGAGAAAAGGUCGCCAAGAAAGCUAUGAAAGGUCUUUAAUGGUUGAGCAAGAAGCAAAUGAAGACAUUCUAGGAAAUAGUGCAAGUGAUAGUAGAAUAGGACUAGCAUACAGCGAGACCACGUCUGAAAAAACUCCACCAUUCAGCAAAGGAAAACCUGUGAAAAUUGACGAAGGAAGAAAUAAUGAUUUCGAAAAUCUAUUCGCUUCACCUUCUAUCAAUAGACUUUCCUUACCGGACUCGAAAGGGGAAUUAAUACUAAAAAGUAAUCAAUCAUCUUCAGGUUUAUUUGCAAAUAUAUUCGGCGAGACGUUUCAACCGAAAAAAUUAACAUCUGCUGAUGUUGUGGCCUCUGUAAAAGAAACUAUUUCAGCGAACAAUAAUGGAAAAGAUUUAUUAAGCGCAAGCGUUAUUGUUGAGCGACCAGUGGCUGCAAAGCGUGAAUCCCAACUAAUUCAUCAGCAGCUAAAUCAAUCCAAACCAAUUGUUACCAAAUCCACUAAUUUAUUUGAUGAUUCUGAAAGCGAUGACGACUUCUUUGCUAAUAACAAAAAAUCCUUCCUAUCAACGAAGAGUGACAGAGAGAGUAAAGCUAAGCAAACAGAUGAAACCAAUGCAAAUGUUAAAAGCACCGAGCAUUGGAGAGAGGCCGAGCGAAAGACGUCAAUAAUUAAAUCGGAACCGUCUUAUGCUCAAAAUAAGAAUGUGUCGUCGUUAUUCGAUGGCGAUAGUGAAGACGACGAUCUAUUCCUCAAAACAAAUCAAGUAAAACCCACAACGGGGCACAAAUCACGGGAUUUAUUCGCUAAUGACGAUGAUAAUGAUGACGAUGACUUAUUUUUUAAAACGAAACAGGCAAAGCAAUCAUGGCGACCAAAAUCAAAAAAUUUAUUCGAUAACGGUUCUGAUGAUGAUGACGAUGAUGACCUCUUUAGCGGUAAUUCUUUGAAAAGGGGAGCAUCACACUCCAAUACAAAAGUGCUAGCGGCAGCUGAACCGAAGAGUCAACUCCCGAGCAUCAAGACUACGACAGACAAUCCUUUGGCCGAUUUAUUAUGAAUCACCUUGGACCCACCCAUAUAGGAAAGUAGAGCUGCCAAAAUAGUAACUUUGUUCUAGACUGAGCAGCGCUCGGGGGAUUUUCGUAGUAGCGCGCCCAACGAAAAAAGAUGAGGUAAUAAUUAAAAUUCGAAAAUUACGAAAUCCGAGUAGUAAACAAGCGGCAAUGACGAGACAAGAGCAAGAAGAAGACAUAUUUUAGAUCACGUACGGUCAACCCUUGGCCCGCGGACAGCGUUCGCUGCCCGCUACAGUUACAAUUUCAAAUUAUUUAAUUUGUUCAUACACACCAAUGCUGAAAAUGGAUUGUAUUUGCGUUCGCCACCGGCUCAGCUAUCAAAUGUGAACUGAAUUCAAACGUUUUAUGCUCCUUAGACCAUCAAAUGUGCGAUUUGAAAAGAAACAAAAUUGAUAGAAAAUACCGCACUUUUAAUAAUAGUUGGACCCCCGCCGCGGUAUGAAAAGUUACCCAGCCCUACGUUAAGUCAAACCUCAAGCAAGUAAUUAAACAUGCGGGAGAGACGUAAGGGAUUAAAUGAUAAUCAUGGUUACAUCAUAGAAUAAUGAUUCCAGUAGUUUUCUGCUGAUUGAUGGAUACUCUCGUUUCUCCUGAAUGUUUACUGAAGCCGUUAUUUACACUUGCUUUGAGUUCUCGAUUAUUUAAAACAAUAUAUUGGAAUUUUGUUCUUGUUGUUGUUAAUUAUAUACCAA